UAUUUUUCGUUUGUUGAGCCGCACUCAUUUUAUUUUAUUUUAUUUUAUUGUUUUUGCUGUUUCUUUGUCGGUUCUUCUUCUCUCUCCCCCUACUCUCUUUCUCUCUGUACGUCCAAGUCGCCGGAGUCAAACAAUCUGCCGUCCAAAUCCAAGACAGUUUCCGCCGUCCAAAUCCAAGGCAACUGUCGUUACAUCUGCCCCUUCUCCUUCAUCAAAACCUGCCCCUUCCCCAUAUUUGCAGACCCAAAAUUUCUAUUCUUCCCCUUCAUCUUCCCCUUCUUCCUAUCCCAAAAACACUUCUUCUCUCUCUACUCACCGGCGGGCGAAGAACCGGCCAUCCAAGCCGCCGACCAUCUCCUCACUUCCGACGCCGAGCUCCGAUAUUCCGGAUUCGCUCACCAUCACCCGAAUCAACAACGGCAUCUUCGGUAACCGGAAGUUUGGGUUGGACGAGGUUGUUUGCCGCCGGUGAACGUAGAAAGAGAGAGCAGGUGAGAGAGAGAAAAAUGGGUUUGCAAGCAACAAGGGUUUGAUAUAUUAGUGUCGCGGCUGGGCAUAGAUGAGUAGAGAGAAUUGUUUUUGGGUUUGCAAGUAGGAAGAAGGGGAAGAAUAUGAAUUUUGGGUUUGCAAAUAUGGGGUUUUCUACUGUAAUUUUGGGUCUGCAAUUUUGGAUCUGCAAUUUCUACUGUAAUCGUCGAUGCCUCUACAAUUUUGGGUCUGCAAAUAUGGAUCUCUUCCACUGUUUUGUCACCGUCAUCGGCCACGAAGCAAAUUGAUGAUCGGUUCUCUCUUCAAUUUUGGGUCUGGAGAUUGCUCGACUUGGGCGACUUGGACGUAGAGAGAGAAAGACAGUAGGGGGAGAGAGAAGAAGACCCGACAAAGAAACAGCAAAAAAAUAAAAAAAUAAACCAAAAUGAGUGCCACACAACAAGAAAAAUAUAAAGUAAUAAAAGAAUGUUAGCGACAGUCGCGACGAAUGUCCCUAGCAUCCCUCUAAAAUAUGUAUGUGUGUGUUUAUUUUAAGUAAGAAAGGGAGACUGGUAUUGUUAACUAAUCAUUGACUUAGGACAUUACCAAGGACAGUCCUCCAGAGCAACCGCAGUUUAUGUCCCGACAACGUCUUAUAAAUCUAUGUCCCGACUCCCAUCUUAGAAAUCAAGCAUAUAUAACCCUCCAGAGCAACCACCGUCUCUCUCUCUUUAUUAUGCCGAGAUCAACCGAUCGUGCGUGCGCUCGUGAUUGCGGUUUCCUCAUCCGGAAAUGCGUCGUUACUAUAAUCUCCAGCAUCAUCUUCGCCCUGAUACUCGUCUUUCUCAUUAUCAAACCGAAAGUGAUCAAAUUCCACGUUACUGAUGCUACGCUCGCCGAUUUCAACCUCAACACCACCACCAACACCCUCUACUACAACCUCGCACUCAAUAUAACCAUCAGCAACCCUAACAAGCACAUCAGCGAAGACUUCAAGCGCAUCGAAGCUAGGGCUUACUACGAGGACAAGAUGUUUGAUGCCGUGACUAUGACACCAUUUUAUCUGGGUCACAAGAAGAACUACACGUUGAGUCCGGUAUUUAAAGGGCAGAACGUCGUAAUGCUUGGAAAUUCUGAGCUUGCUCAAUAUAAUUCCGAUAAAAGUUCUGGAAUAUACCAUAUUGCUGUGAAGCUCCAUCUUCGGAUUACGGACAAGACGUAUGGGAUCGAUCCUAGGAAGAUUAAAUCCGUGGUUAAGUGUGACUUCAAAGUUCCAUUACUUUCUAAUAGCACAACGUCCCCUACUUUUCAGACAACCAUGGCCAAGUGUUCUCAUUUUUAAUUUAGUGGUACUUUCUAAGCUGAUAUUUUAAUCAUGCUUGUGUGUUACUGUCUGUCUUUCUUAUGUACGAAUAAAAAUCUUCUUUCUCUCUUUCAUGGAUUGAUACUUUGGUUAUUUUCUUUACGCGGGUUAAUUAUGUUAUAUUUUUUUCUUGACGGUGUUGAUUUUGGAGAUAUAUGUAUUACCUUAUAUUUAGUACCAUGACAGAUCUAGAUCGUAUGAAUCGUUCAUUUUAUUUCAUUUGCUUUUGUGAUGGAACAGGUUUAUAAGUAGUGAAUUUAGUUUUUUUUUUUUUUUUCUCUUGUGAUUCUUUAUUUGUUUUUAUAUAUUUAAUCGUUGGUCUUCGUUUUAAUUCCCUUUGGUCAUUGUAUUUGGAUAAGAUAUAGUUGACCUUAAGGUGGUCGACUUCUAUAAAUUAUAGUGGCGCAUGGCCUUUUAUUAUUAUUACUAUUAUUAUUGCCAAUUCUUGAGGUUUACUAGGGGUUUACAAACAAUCCCACAUCAAACACAACUCAAUGGGAUUCUUAUGUAUUGAUAAAAAUUAAAUUCAAUCCCACUCUAAU
Cornus florida is the source of this 2373-nucleotide messenger RNA. Its product is annotated as NDR1/HIN1-like protein 10. The transcript has a single exon. NCBI's taxonomy places the organism in Eukaryota, Viridiplantae, Streptophyta, Magnoliopsida, Cornales, Cornaceae. Bases 1106 to 1810 code for a protein of 234 amino acids. Gene Ontology annotation, biological process: defense response to other organism. The record is from RefSeq and is a predicted model, not a curated record.